Messenger RNA from Aegilops tauschii subsp. strangulata, 744 nucleotides. Lineage: Eukaryota; Viridiplantae; Streptophyta; Magnoliopsida; Poales; Poaceae. The record is from RefSeq and is a predicted model, not a curated record.
AUGGCUCCCUUCGAUUCCUCCCUCCUACUGGCCGAGGCACCAGCGCCGCUCGCCGAUCUCCUGCGCCUCCUCUCGUCCAGGAGCAUUUGCUCCUCUGCCCGAGCACCCCCUGCCUCGGCCUCGCGACCCCGUGACUCCCUCCUGCAGCCCGUGCAAGCCACCAGGAGGCUGGCUCCCGUGCUGCACAAGAGCUCCUCGAGCCCUCGAUCCAACGGGCAGGUGCCCGAGCGCCUCCUCACCUCGUCCCCGCGCCGCUCGUCGGUAGAACUAGCAGGCCUCCUGCCUCGCCGGAGGUCGACUACGGCCGCCCAGGCCCGUGCUCCGCUGACCCUUGCCUUGGUCCUCUCCUUCCUCGACGCCGAGCUCGCCAAGCCCCGCCGCCAGGGACCUCCUCUGCGCCCCGUUGACCUGCGGCUCCACCGCCCCGUCAAGUUCCCGGAGCCACCGCCGCCUCGCCAGCACCGCUCGCCUCCACCGUCGCCCUCUGCAUCGCAGCCGUGCAGGACCGCGUCGACCUCCUCUGCUCGCCCUCUGCUUCCUGCGUUGACCCCGCGCCAAGUACCGGCCUCGUCCCUGCCUCCAGGUCGCCGCUCUGCCGCCGGAGACCAAGCUGCCGGAGCCCCAAGCCCCUGCGCCUCUCCGCCGCCCCGCCAAGUUCCCCUGCUGCGUCGCCCGCCCGCUCGCUUCGUCUGCUUCGAACGAGGCAGCCAGCGCUGCCCCUUCGUUGACUUGGUCCAGCGCUAG